This is a messenger RNA of Mytilus trossulus (common blue mussel), 1450 nucleotides long. RefSeq lists its product as uncharacterized. The transcript is spliced from 5 exons. Gene Ontology annotation, molecular function: oxidoreductase activity, acting on the CH-OH group of donors, oxygen as acceptor; FAD binding. The record is from RefSeq and is a predicted model, not a curated record. NCBI's taxonomy places the organism in Eukaryota, Metazoa, Mollusca, Bivalvia, Mytilida, Mytilidae. Bases 299 to 1450 code for a protein of 383 amino acids.
AUACGUGAUACGGUCACGACAGCACCAGGAAGUUUGGUCUCUAUACGUUGUCUUUUAAAUGUAAAACAUUAUAACAAGCACCUUAGAACCGGAUUUAAUGAUCUUGUGAUUUAAACUAUAUAAAAAUGAAUCAUAUACCAUUUAAUUUAUGCACAGAAAAGUUGUAGAAAAAAACGGGAGUCGAUUGUCAGGUUGUUUGCUAAAGAGCUCCUAAUUCGAGUUAUCGUUCGUGGUUUUUAGAAGAUCAACCUAUACAGACUUGUUUUACAAAAUAGAUUCUGAAAAUAAGAGAUACAAUAUGGAAGCAUUUAAAUUUGUGUUUUUGUUUUCAUUUAUUCUACUUGUAUCAGGGAUUGAACUAAACAAAGAUGAACACGCAAGACAUCGUAGAGCUGCAGGGGACAAUGUUGCCGAGAUGGACGAAAUUUCAAGAAGCAAUGAAGUUUACAAGAGGAUGAGAAGUCAGCUGAGUUUGUUGGAAUAUUUGAUCGGUCAGAGAGGACCUCGAAUUCAUAUACGACAAUUUAUCAACUGGGAUAAAACCAUAGUUAUUGACAAUUUGUUUUAUGUUAAACCAGCAACUAUCUGGGAAGUAGCACGAGUGAUAAAAGCUGCCUCUAUGACAGGUAUUCAUGUACGCGCAACGGGUGCCGGACACACUAGGUCACCGUUAUACCCCGACGAAGGUCAUAUAAUGAUGGACGUUCGAGCCCUCAAGCGUCACGAUGGCCCGGACAUGGAACUUCACAAACCUAACCAAGUGAGGCCAUAUUACACAGUCACAGCUAUAACUGGUGUCUAUGAAUAUGAUUUAAACGAUUUCCUAGUGAAGAAUGGUUUAUCAAUGUUAUCACAACCACUCAAUGUAAACGAAACCGUUGGUGGAAUGUUGGCAUUGUCUACACAUGGAUCAACUUGGAAUGCUCCGACUUGGAGUGGCUAUGUUGUAGAACUGAGGCUUAUGGAUGCCCGUGGUCGUCUGCGUAGAUUUACCAUUGAGAGUCACACAGAAUUAAUGAAAGCUCUCAUGUGUAAUUUAGGGAUGAUGGGAAUAAUGUAUGACAUCACAAUCCAAGUGAAUGGAACUCUAAUUGCCAAAGUACAGAAUCAGUUCGUACCUUUAGAAGAUUUGUUCUAUAAUCAAACGAAUCUCAGAGAAACUGUGACGUCACACUUUUUGACAGAAAUAUCGUGGUACCCAUUCAAUUCCGUCACACAAGAGGAAGAAAAGGUCUUUCUUCAUAAUAACACAGUUCUUGAUUCGUGGAGAGUCGGAAGAGACCUCGUAUGGCUAAGAACAAUUGUUUUAGUUGACAGUGUACCAGAUGGUUAUACUAUUAAAGGUCCCGGGUUUUUACCAACUGGCGGAUCUCUUUCUGGUGGAAACAUAACUGGAAUUCUCCGUGGAAAGGCAAGUGAAAACUUUGACUAUAAUAGAAUUCUUUCAUAA